AUGGACCGAACCUCCAACCCGACCAGCCCGACUGGCACCAGUCAGACUCCGCAACCCUCCCAGCACGAACCUAUCAACUUCGGUAUUGAUCAAAUCCUCAGCGGGACCGACCAAGACAGCUCCCAACAGAACACUUUACGAAACAAUCUUGAGUCUGGCACCACAACAAGUGGAGCUAGCUACCACUUGGGCAGUCCGAGCGGGGCUGGCGCGGCACCCUACACAACACUAUCGGGAUCUUUUCAUGGUAUUGCCUCCCCGUAUGAAGACACAAGUUCCUACGGAGUCAACCUGACCCUUGCGCCCGGUGGAGUGAUACGGGUCCCUGCGCAUAGGCCUCUGGCUGCGGCAGUUCCACCACCCAUGGCCAGCGCAGUGCCAGGACUGGGCAGCAUCAGCUUCCCUUGGAUGGAUACCAGCCAGAGGUUUGCCAAGGAACGUUUUGCAGCUGCCCUCACACCUUUCACAGUGGCACGGCGUAUAGGACACCCGUACCAGAACAGGACGCCACCGAAGCGGAAGAAGCCCAGGACGUCCUUCUCACGGGUGCAGAUCUGUGAGCUGGAGAAACGCUUCCACAGACAGAAGUACCUGGCCAGUGCAGAACGGGCCGCUCUCGCCAAAGCCCUGAAGAUGACCGACGCGCAGGUCAAGACCUGGUUCCAGAACAGAAGAACCAAGUGGAGACGACAGACGGCGGAGGAGCGGGAGGCGGAGCGACAGCAGGCCAAUCGGCUGAUGAUGCAGCUCCAGCACGAGGCCUUCCAGAAGUCCCUCAGCGACUCGAUUCCGGCCGACCCGCUCUGCAUCCACAACUCCUCCUUGUUCGCGCUCCAGAACCUGCAGCCGUGGGCCUCUGACGAUGGCAACAAGCUUGGAACCGUCACCGGCCUGGUAUGAGCAAAAAGGAACCCCAGGAAUUCCGAGAAGGCCACUGGGGAGUUUUCUGAGCAACAGAUGGACCAUUACGUCAAAUGGCUUGUGUUGCUAAAGGACCAACAGUUACCAUGCCAAACCUUUUAUUUUGACUGUUGAUCAAAUAAACUGGUUACUGAACAGCUGAAUGGGGCACUUUGGGGAACUGGAAUCCAAGACAGGAUCUUCAAAAGACUCCUCGCUCAUAGUGUUCAGUGAAUCAUGGAUGUAU
This is a messenger RNA of Sardina pilchardus (European sardine), 1147 nucleotides long. It is a transcript of the gene tlx3b, whose product is annotated as T cell leukemia homeobox 3b. Gene Ontology annotation, molecular function: DNA-binding transcription factor activity, RNA polymerase II-specific; RNA polymerase II cis-regulatory region sequence-specific DNA binding. Gene Ontology annotation, biological process: regulation of transcription by RNA polymerase II; animal organ development. The transcript has 3 exons. Gene Ontology annotation, cellular component: nucleus. Lineage: Eukaryota; Metazoa; Chordata; Actinopteri; Clupeiformes; Clupeidae. Bases 1 to 900 code for a protein of 299 amino acids. The record is from RefSeq and is a predicted model, not a curated record.